GAUGGCGACGUGCGACAUCGCCCUUGAGCGGGUGCACGCACUCUUGAAGAUCGAUGCGGGCUCCGGAUCCCUGUACAACCACAUAGUGAAGCUGGCGCGCACUCUCGCGCAAGAGAAGCCCGAGGAUGCCCUGGCACAGGUGGAGGCCUUGAGCCGCCGACUGAAGGAGGCCAGCUUCCGGGGAGCCGAAGCGCCGGAGGCACCCGAGCCUGGCCUGGCGGAAGUCGCCGCAGAAGAGGACCGGAAGACAUGCGCCAAGGGCUACCUCGAACUCGUUAGAUCCCCGAGCGACAUCACGGCGGCUCCGCGUACUCUAGGCUUCGUGCAGAACUUCCUCGAGGAUGCCGCCAUGUUCGAGUGGGCUGGCGUCGGCUUCGGCAAGCAAGAGUCCUACCACAUGGCCAUGUCUUUGCGCGCUUUAGCUGCCAACACGCCUGGCCUCGAAUCCCUGCGCCUCUGGGGCAAGGUGCUGGGAACCGAGGGCGACUAUUACAUCGCAGAGAGCACCUUCCAGGGAGCGGGCGUCCCUGCCCCGAUGAUGCCCGAGGACGACGUGGAGCCUCGUGGACAAGGCUCGAACCGUUGCAUCUAUUGGGUGAAGAGUGGGCAGUUCGAUCCCUGGGUACGGCUCCCCCACGCCCGUGCCAGCCAGAUCAAAGCAGCCCGACACAUGAAGCGCAUGAUGUCCGGGGAUUUGGCGGCAUCCGUGGUCUCCACUCCGUGGUUCCCAGGACGCGAGGAGCACCUCCUAAGAGCUCAGAUCGCACGCAUCACGUCCACGUGCCUGCUGGCUCCGAAGAACUACUUCGAGGUUGACGAGGAGGCUCCAGUGAAAAAUACGCUGCGGGUCGCAGAGGCGGCGAUGGACGCGUUCACCGAGGAGUUGGCGACGCAGGCGGGCUGGUGCCAUGCCGCCCCCUUCCUUCUCUCCACCGGGAAGAGCUCAUGGCCGGACACGGAAGCUUUGGAGGGAAAGCUGACGGAAGACCAGGUGACGGAGAUCCAGGCGCAGGCGGAGGCCGAGCCCGAGAAGGCACUUCUCGAGGGCAUCGAGGCUGAUUUGGAGGAGUUGAAGCCCGAGGAAGCCGAGGGAUCCCCGGCGUGGAGUGUGAAGAGGUACGGUGACGAGGGAGUGUACACUGCAGGGGACGGCACGAAGUCCCUGCGAGUCACUGCCCUGCGAUCCCUGAUUUGGCCAGGUGCAAUUACCGUGGUCAAAGGAUCCAAGUAUGCGAACCUCUAUGUGGGUUCGGCAAUGAAGUGUGGUACCAUGGUUGGGCCGGACAAGGAAACAGGGCUUCCCCUUCGUGGCACGAACCCAUUGAUGCCAUUGGCGCCCGACGACAUCAUGGAUGAGCCUGCCGACUUCGAAGAGCACGAUGAGCCCAACCCCAUCCAGGACGAGGCCGAGAGUGACAAGGGCGAGGUGGAUGAGGAAGAGGGCGAGUGA
Symbiodinium sp. CCMP2592 is the source of this 1450-nucleotide messenger RNA. Lineage: Eukaryota; Dinophyceae; Suessiales; Symbiodiniaceae. The record is from the annotation of a GenBank genome assembly.